Molecule: messenger RNA, 2332 nt
Organism: Telopea speciosissima
Lineage: Eukaryota; Viridiplantae; Streptophyta; Magnoliopsida; Proteales; Proteaceae
Product: glutamine--fructose-6-phosphate aminotransferase [isomerizing] 2-like
Exons: 11
Coding region: 46-2151 (701 amino acids)
Biological process (GO): protein N-linked glycosylation; fructose 6-phosphate metabolic process; UDP-N-acetylglucosamine metabolic process
Molecular function (GO): carbohydrate derivative binding; L-glutamine:D-fructose-6-phosphate transaminase (isomerizing) activity
Source: RefSeq, a predicted model, not a curated record
UCGUCCUUCUAUUGUUGUCACAAUUGUUAAAGAAAGAAACAGAGAAUGUGUGGGAUCUUCGCGUAUUUGAAUUACAAUGUUCACAGAGAGAGAAGAUACAUUCUAGAGGUUCUUUUCAAUGGGUUGAGGCGUUUGGAGUACAGAGGCUAUGAUUCUUCUGGCAUUUGUAUCGAUUCCUCCGAUCUCGCUUCCGUUCCCGUGGAUCAAUCCAUAAUUCACUCUAAAUCCUUUCGACCUCUCGUUUUCCGCCAGGAAGGCAACAUCGAGAAACUCGUUAAAUCUGUUUACGAAGAGGUUGCUGCUACGGAUUUGAAUUUGGAGGAGUUGUUUCCUAUUCAUGCUGGAAUUGCACACACCCGCUGGGCAACUCAUGGUGAGCCAGCUCCUAGGAAUAGUCAUCCUCAAUCUUCUGGUCCUGGAAACGAAUUCUUGGUUAUUCAUAAUGGCAUUGUUACCAAUUACGAGGUCUUAAAAGAAACACUGGUUCGGCAUGGCUUUACAUUCGAGUCUGAAACAGACACAGAAGUCAUUCCCAAGCUUGCAAAAUUUGUUUUUGACAAGGCAAAUGAAGUGGGAGGUGAUGAGAGUGUAACAUUUAGUCAAGUUGUCAUUGAAGUCAUGAGGCAUCUAGAAGGAGCAUAUGCACUUAUUUUCAAAAGUCGGCAUUACCCAAAUGAGUUAAUUGCUUGCAAACGUGGCAGUCCAUUAAUCCUGGGUGUCAGAGUAAGUUAUGAACUAAAUGAGCAAUCAAACAGUGAACCACUUUAUGAUCCUAAGUUCCUUCCAAAUAACGAUGAUCCAAAGGAACUCUUCUUUUCUAGUGAUGCCAAUGCUGUCGUUGAGCACACAAAAAAGGUUUUGGUGAUUGAGGACGGUGAAGUUGUGCAUAUCAAGGAUGGAGGUGUGACAAUACUCAGGUUUGAUCAUGGAAAAGAUAAACAUAGUGGCAGCCUCACUAGACCAGCAUCGGUACAACGUGCAUUAUCUGUUCUUGACAUGGAGGUUGAGCAAAUAAACAAAGGAAAUUAUGAGCAUUACAUGCAGAAAGAAAUUCAUGAACAACCAGAGUCUUUAAGAACCACAAUGAGGGGACGACUUAUACGUGGAGGUUCCUGCAAAGCCAAGAGUGUUCUUUUGGGUGGACUCAAAGAUCACCUGAAGACAAUUAGGAGGAGCAGGCGGAUUGUUUUUAUUGGUUGUGGUACAAGCUAUAAUGCUGCCUUAGCUGUAAGACCAAUUUUGGAAGAGCUUUCUGGUGUGCCUGUAACUAUGGAAGUCGCAAGUGAUUUGUUGGACAGACAGGGUCCCAUAUACAGAGAAGAUACCGCUGUAUUUGUUAGUCAAUCCGGUGAAACUGCAGACACCUUACAUGCCUUACAUUAUGCUCGAGAAAAUGGAGCACUAUGUGUUGGAAUAACAAAUACUGUUGGUAGUGCAAUUUCCAGGAAUACACACUGUGGUGUUCAUAUAAAUGCUGGAUGUGAGAUUGGUGUGGCUAGUACCAAGGCAUACACUAGUCAGAUUGCAGUGAUGGCCAUGUUGGCUCUAGCAAUUGGUGGUGAUACAAUCUCUAAUCAAGCAAGAAGAGAAGCUAUCAUAGAUGGUCUGGUUGACCUGCCAAAUAAAGUCAGAGAGGUUCUAAAGCUAGAUGAGGAAAUAAAGGAUCUGGCGAAGUUGUUAAUGGCUGAGCAGUCACUUCUUGUGUUCGGAAGAGGUUACAACUAUGCAACAGCUCUAGAGGGUGCACUGAAAGUGAAAGAGGUUGCACUGAUGCAUAGUGAAGGCAUAAUUGCAGGUGAAAUGAAACAUGGUCCUUUAGCCUUAGUGGAUGAAAAUCUUCCCAUUGUUGUUAUCGCAACCCAUGAUGCUUGCUUCAGACAUUUUGGUAUACCUGACAGCAAGCAGCAGUCCGUUAUCCAGCAGCUUCAUGCUCGCAAAGGACGUCUGAUAGUGAUGUGUUCGAAAGGAGAGGCAUCAUUGGUGUGUCCUGGUGGAUCUUGUCGUGCAAUCGAAGUUCCUCAGGUUGAGGAUUGUCUUCAACCUGUAGUCAACAUUGUCCCGUUGCAGUUGUUGGCAUAUCAUCUCACUGUUUUACGGGGAUACAAUGUUGACCAGCCUCGCAAUCUAGCGAAGAGUGUGACUACUCAAUGAGGAAGUUAAUACUUUAUUCUUUUGUUUCUCUUCCUUCACCAUCAAUUUUACGAUUAGGGGGUUUCAACUAAUGUAAUCUCACCUUCACAUCACUAGUGUUGGUACCUUCACAUUAGAAGUAGGGAGCUUCCAUCUGUAUCUUUCUUUUCAUUAUCCUGUAGGUUUUUAUUUAUUUAUUUAU